ACUUUUCUUAUACCUUAGCCAAACCCAAUCUUAUCAAAAUUUCCUCUUAUAAUUUUUGGAUUUAUUGCAUAGAUUACAUUCUUAAAGCAUCGCUUUUGCAAAAACAAAAGUGGUUUGGUUUAUAUAUGGCAAUAAUAAAUCCAUCAAGGAUCACUAUUCGAGCAUUCAAGGAAAGUGACAUAGAUGAUGUGUUAUUAUGGCUAGGAGAUGAAAGAGUAAUUGAGGAUACUCGAUUGGAAACUUGUAAUUCAAAGAAAGAAGCUUUGGAUUUCAUAAAAAAUGAAUGCAUUUACCCAAUCCGCCAAUCAAUAUGUCUUGAUGACCACUCCAUUGGAAUGGUUUGGAUUCUUCCUCAUGCUAAUGAUGAGAAAUAUAAAGCAGAUAUGGGUUAUGCUAUUGGAUUCAACUAUUGGGGUCAAGGGAUUGCCACUAAUGCAGUGAAGAUUCUUCUGUCAAAAGUGUUCCAUGAGUUCCCAGAUUUGAGAAGGUUGCAAGCUUAUACUGUUCUACAGAACAUAGCUUCUCAGAGGGUGUUGGAAAAGGUAGGGUUCCAUAAAGAGGGUAUGCUCAGAAAGGUUUUUUAUUUUAAAGGAAACUUUGUGGAUUUUUAUAUUUUUAGCUUUCUUUGGACAGAUGAAAUUCCCUCUGUUGUUUAGUUAGUAUUUUAGUUGUAUUUGGUGUUAUAGGAAUAUCAGUUUUAAGUUUUAAAAUAAAUUGCACCUCUUUAUAAAUGAGAGAGAUCAUUCGAUUUUCUUUUCAAUUCUAGCGAGUUUGUCUUCACACUUAUGAGUUGUUGAGUAAUCUCAUAGCUACUUAGCGAUAUAAUAGAGUAAUUUGGCCUUUUUUUGGCAGUGUCUUAUAAAUUUAAGACUUUCUAAUUUAAAUUAUUAAAGUGGCUAGAGAUUUUGAUAGAGUUAGCAUUAAGAUGCUCAAGUUAAUGAAAUGAGGAAGGAAAGUGUGCGAAAAGUGGUGAAAAUGUCAUCGUACCUCAAGUGUGGCGUGGAGCCACACUUAUAUAGCAUAGCACAACUGUAACUAACUAUGUAAUGCGGCGACGAGAUAUGCAGGAGAUUGUUUGAGAUCAUAUGAGUGGUGCAGGUUGGAUGAGAUGCGCUUCUGUGCAGUGAGGCACGCAUGAAAUCUUCUAUGUUUUCUUGAAUGACGUGGAUUAUCGGUUAAUGUGUAGUCAUGCAUUGGAUUUGUGAUGUGGGUUGAGGCCCAUUCCGAAACAAUUGCCCCAAGCCCUUAUUGUCUUUAUGACAUAAGAAGCUUCAGAAGGAGACAAGCUUGAUAACAACUUAUGACUUUGGGCAGAGCAUAGUUGAGAAAAGUGCACCUCCGUGUUUAUGGAGAUGAUGCGUUUUGAUAUUCCUUUGUUUUUCAUCUGUUAUGUGUGCAGCGGGCAGAGACUGGCUCUUGCCGCCCACAUAGGUUUGUCUUUAAGGCAAGACAAGAAUUUCUUUGAAGUUAACUCUAACUCUCUGCCAUUGUUAAAAGAUAAAUACUUCCUUGUGCUACCGUUGAAUAAAGCUUCCCGUGAGACUUUUUGCGACCUACCGGUGGGUUUUGACAAAAAAGUCAAGGGUUAAUAGAGUUUUACUCCCCUGUAAUA
This is a messenger RNA of Medicago truncatula (barrel medic), 1612 nucleotides long. RefSeq names its product putative [ribosomal protein S5]-alanine N-acetyltransferase. The record is from RefSeq and is a predicted model, not a curated record. Gene Ontology annotation, molecular function: acyltransferase activity, transferring groups other than amino-acyl groups. Lineage: Eukaryota; Viridiplantae; Streptophyta; Magnoliopsida; Fabales; Fabaceae. The transcript has a single exon. The coding region runs from base 126 to 656 and encodes 176 amino acids.